AAACAGAGAAAAUCAAAUCCUACAAACUCAACACACUUUCUCAAAAUCACAUUUCCUUCUGUGCAAACAAAAUGACAAUUGAGCUGCUGUGGGUUGUGCUCAUCACCAUCUUAAGAUUUGGAGAGGCAAAUCCAAGACUAAAAGAAGUAUGCAACCCAAGUGACCUGAAAGGCCUAACCAUUUUCAAGUCUGGAAUUCAUGUUGACACUUCAGGCCGGCUGGCAAAGUGGGUUGGUGGCAAUUGUUGCAACUGGGAAGGCAUUUCCUGUGAAAUUAGGACUGGCAGAGUGGCAGUAAUAAAUCUAUCUGCCUUCAUUUCAUCUGAUGAUUCUCCUUUCCAAGCCCAGAUGGAAGGCUUGUUCUCUUCUUCAAUUACCCUCCUAGCCUCUCUUCAAGUCCUAGAUCUUGGUGGGCUCUCUGGUCUUUCUGGGACACUUCCAAAAUCCAUAGGUUUUCACCUCCCGGAGCUCAGAAGGCUCGUUCUUUACGGCAACAACCUCAGUGGAGCAAUCCCAAAAAGCAUUGGUAAGCUGUCAAAACUUGAGGAACUUGUGCUGCAUGAGAAUAAGUUUUCUGGGUCACUCCCAUCAAGCCUCGGGAGCCUUAAGAAUCUAAAGAGGCUAAGUUUAUAUUCAAAUCGACUUUUGGGUCGCAUGCCUGAUUCGUUUACAAAUUUGACAAGUUUGGUAUAUUUGGAUCUUCAUGACAAUUCUCUGACUGGUCACAUCCCACAGAGAAUUGGUCAGUUGCAGGUCUUGGAAGAGCUUGAUCUUUCAAGCAAUUUCUUGGCUGGGAAUCUUCCACCUUCAUUGGCUAAUUUAACUGCCAUUUCAGUUAUGUGCUUGGACACUAAUUAUCUUGAGGGACCAAUUCCAUUUCCAUCAAGCUCUGCCCAAAUGUCUUCUCUUCGGCUUUUAAGGCUGCAUACUAAUCAUCUUACUGGGAAAAUACCACCCACAUUUGGAGAUCUGGUCUCCCUCCAAAGAUUUUCCCUAGCAAAUAACAAGCAUGAGGGAGCAAUCCCCUCUAGCUUUGGUAAUUUAUCAGCUUUGAGAGAGCUAUACCUUAAUGGCAACCAAUUUUCUGGUCAAAUACCAAAAUCAGUUGGUCAACUCUCCCAGCUUAUACUCUUCAACAUCUCUCAUAACUUGAUCCAAGGACCACUUCCUUCUGAGAUGUCUUCCCUCCAAAAUAUUCAAGCGCUCGAUCUGUCAUUCAACCUUUUAAGCCUUUCCUCCAUCCCAAAAUGGCUUGCGGAGCUGCCGUCCCUUUCUCGGAUUUACUUGGCAGGAUGUGGGAUCCAGGGCAACAUUCCAGGGUUCUUGCGCUCAACUCCAAGUCCAAUUCAGGAACUGGACUUAUCAGCCAACAAUCUUACUGGAAGCAUUCCAACAUGGCUUGGAGUUGGAAGCCUUGCUCAGCUCUACCUAUUAAACCUGUCCAGGAACUCACUUGUUUCAAAGAUCCCUGACUCAGUUACAAACUUGCACGACUUGGGUGUGCUUGAUCUCCAUGGAAACAAACUAUCAGGCUCGAUGAGCCGAGUUUUCGAGAUAGGACUGGAGUUCCCAGAUGGAUCACUAACAUAUCUUGAUCUUUCUGAAAACAAAUUCUCCAGUGGAAUGGGGCAAAUUGGGGUAGGAUCUCAGCGUGGCAUUCAGCUUCUCAACUUAUCAAACAACAUUUUGCAAGGUAGAUUUCCAACAUCCAUAGAGAGACUGAAGUUACUGCAAAGUCUGGAUUUGAGUUCCAACAAGUUAGGCUUCAACUUGCCAGAGGCCUUGGCGAAUUUAAGCAUGUUAGAGACGCUAAAGUUGGAGAAAAACCGCUUUGCUGGUAAAAUUCCAAAUGGGUUUUUGAAGUUGAGAAAGCUGAAGCAAUUAGAUUUAUCAGACAAUCUUUUAGUCGGGGAAAUCCCAGUGGGUAAACCCUUGAGUGACUUUCCCCAGAGCUCUUACUCUGGAAACAGAGGCUUAUGUGGAAAGCCUCUCGCUCCUUGUAAGCCUACAUGGUUUGGUUGAUGUGUUUGAAAACUCAUGAAGGCCUAUCCACCUAAAUAACUUUUACAAUUAGUUCCAAAUUCUUUGAUUUAUAAAAACAUUUACAAUUAGUGCAUGGCUGUGAUGAUUUUUUUGCACUUGCUAUGGCAUGCUUGUUGCCUCAAUUCAUUG
Prunus persica (peach) is the source of this 2171-nucleotide messenger RNA. RefSeq names its product probable leucine-rich repeat receptor-like protein kinase At1g35710. The coding region runs from base 72 to 2021 and encodes 649 amino acids. The record is from RefSeq and is a predicted model, not a curated record. Lineage: Eukaryota; Viridiplantae; Streptophyta; Magnoliopsida; Rosales; Rosaceae. Gene Ontology annotation, molecular function: protein binding. The transcript has a single exon.